Elgaria multicarinata webbii is the source of this 1754-nucleotide messenger RNA. It is a transcript of the gene RAC2, whose product is annotated as Rac family small GTPase 2. Gene Ontology annotation, molecular function: GTPase activity; GTP binding; protein kinase binding. Gene Ontology annotation, cellular component: cytoskeleton; cytoplasmic vesicle; cell projection. NCBI's taxonomy places the organism in Eukaryota, Metazoa, Chordata, Lepidosauria, Squamata, Anguidae. The transcript is spliced from 7 exons. The coding region runs from base 102 to 680 and encodes 192 amino acids. The record is from RefSeq and is a predicted model, not a curated record. Gene Ontology annotation, biological process: regulation of actin cytoskeleton organization; engulfment of apoptotic cell; establishment or maintenance of cell polarity.
CAGUUUUGACAUAACUGCAGAAGACUUUCUGCCAUCCGCAGGAAGCCAUUUCCUUUGCCUGAUACACUCGCUGGACUCCGUGGUUCCAAUAGGCCACAGUCAUGCAAGCCAUCAAGUGUGUGGUGGUGGGAGAUGGAGCUGUGGGUAAAACCUGCCUCCUGAUCAGCUAUACCACAAAUGCCUUCCCAGGAGAAUAUAUCCCCACUGUAUUUGAUAACUACUCUGCCAAUGUGAUGGUUGAUAGCAAACCUGUAAACCUGGGACUGUGGGAUACAGCUGGCCAGGAAGAUUAUGACCGCUUGAGGCCUCUCUCCUACCCGCAGACGGAUGUCUUCCUCAUCUGCUUCUCUCUAGUCAGCCCUGCAUCUUAUGAAAAUGUCCGUGCUAAGUGGUUCCCUGAAGUACGACAUCACUGUCCGAGCACUCCCAUGAUCCUUGUGGGUACAAAGCUGGAUCUCCGGGAUGACAAGGACACCAUCGAGAAGCUCAAGGAGAAGAAGCUGGCACCCAUUACGUACCCACAAGGCCUUGCUCUGGCCAAAGAGAUUGAGGCAGUGAAGUACCUCGAAUGCUCAGCUCUGACCCAGCGCGGCCUGAAAACGGUGUUUGAUGAGGCUAUCCGGGCGGUUCUCUGUCCGCAACCCACGAAGACAAAGAAAAGGGGAUGCAUUGUCCUUUAAGGAUUCCAGAUUCUGCCCCUUCACCUCUUGGACUGACCUCGACUAGGUGGCUCAGAGACGGAAUACUUUGGCACCAGCUGGAUUCUUUUCCUGUACCUCUCUGAGAGACCCCAGUAUUAUCUUGGGGUGCUUUUGCACUAGCUGUUAAGUCUACUCCCUCUGUUAAGUCUACACCCACAUGACAUUAUUGUGCAUCUGUUGCAUUCCAGAGUUUUCUGAUUGCCUUGUGUUUUUCCAGACCUGACGUGUGGCUUUUUAUUAUUAUUAUUAUUAUGAUUUUUAAAAAACAAAAUCCAUUUGUGCUGUAGUACCAGCAUGCCCAGUAGUGAAAGGAAAAGCAUUAUUUGGGCUUUUGAAGGCUUCCGUGCCAUCUGCUUCUGUUUUGCAGGUACAGCCUGUUUAUUGCUUUUUGUUGAUGUGGGUUGGGGUGGGUUUUUUUUUAAUGAAUAUUUAAAAAGAUUAAGGUUGUCCAAAUUGCCCCAAUGUCAGGUUCUCUAUUUGUGUGUGUUUGGGGGGGGGGGUCUUCUAAUUAUUCAUUUCCUCUCAUUAUGCUUUACUUGUUUUAAUGGCAGCCUAGUGCUGUAAAAGUGCUAUUUCAGGAUUAACAAAAGCAAAGAAAAAAUAAUCUCAAGAAACAAGUAAUUAAUUCCUCCUCCCCCCCCCCAGUGGGAAGAGAAACUGACACUGGGCAAUUUAGAGAUGCUGGUUAGAAUGAAUCUCCCAGCCCUUUGCAACGUGAAGGAAUAAAGCUGGCAAGAGGAGGAUUUCAAAUAGUGUUAGAAACAGCCUUUGCUGAAUGGAUCUUACUUCCGAGUAGGUGUUAUAGAAUGAUCUUGUCCAUGGGGAAGGGCAUUUCUGGAUAAUACUGUGGUUUGUAAAAAGUGCUGUCUCAAACCUUUGUUUUUUUAAAAAAAAACCCACAUCCAGUUGAUUGAGGAAAAGCCAUGCCUCAGCUGCGUCACUAAAGGGCUUUAGUAUGGAUGCACUCAUAUUCUAUGAAAUCUCUCUACACAGCUUAUCUGCCACUGAUCAUGGCAUAGAAAUUAAGACUCAAUAAACUCUCUGCUCUUCUCA